Macrobrachium nipponense is the source of this 1390-nucleotide messenger RNA. RefSeq lists its product as uncharacterized. The transcript has 4 exons. The coding region runs from base 1 to 1320 and encodes 439 amino acids. The record is from RefSeq and is a predicted model, not a curated record. NCBI's taxonomy places the organism in Eukaryota, Metazoa, Arthropoda, Malacostraca, Decapoda, Palaemonidae.
AUGAAAUUGCUCACAGAAAAACUCAUUGGCCACCUGAUGAAAGAUGAUGUCACCCACCAGGAGCAAAUGAAGAAAGAGGUGCUACAGAAAAUAAAAGAAAUGAACGCUGGCACUAAUGCCAUCCUGCAAACACCACUGUACUUCAACUUGUUCAUUCUCCUUUACAUUGAGUGUCCAGAUUUAAGGGAUGAAAUGAGCACCAGGACAUCAGUCUAUUUACAGCUCAGAAAGCACAAGAUCAAGAGAAUCACUAACAAGACAGGAACUUCUGCUGAUUCACUGGAGGAAUUUGAUGCAAUAUACAGAAAAUGGUCUCUGAAACAUUACAUUGAGAAAAAUAUGAAUGGUCUGAGACAGAUGAAAUUACGAGAAGUCAUAUCCUUCAUACCAGGAAUACUUCACAAUAGUGAGAAAGAUGUAUUACACAAUACGAUAGAUGACUUCCACGAACUGUGCGUGUCAUACAGCCUCUCUUAUGAUGACCAUGAUGCUCUUUUGGACCCAUGUAUUGAAACUAGAUUGGACGAUCAGGUUUUGGAAUCACUUGUGUCACUGAUGAGAAAAACAUCUCUUAAGAACCGAGUGAGAUUCAAUCAAACCAAAUGUCUUUAUGUCCUACCGUCCUUACUGCCUAAACUGAGGCCCAGAGAAAUCGUACUGAGGUUUUUCUCAAAUGUACCAAGAGACCUUUCGCAAUUUAAUAAAACACUGGAGGCUGCUGGCCAAUACAACAUUCGUACAGAGAUUUGGAUCAGGACACGUUUAAGAGAGUACACACAACUUUCAGGACAGGUUUUGCACCCAGUGGAUUAUUUAGUUUUGGAGAUUUUGAGUACCGGAUAUCAAGACUUGGAAAACGUUCGCCCCUUUUCUCUCAUGACUUCUUCAGUAAAGGAACUGAGAUUAAAAUACUCGAUGGCUCAGACUCCUGAGGAUCGUAUUGCGCAAGUCAUAAACGGAACGUUUCCAACAAACAGGGAAGAAGGCACCACUGAUUUAAAGAUUAACUUAUGGAAAGCACGCGACAUAAAGCUUCUACUCCAGUCCCUAACUGUUCGUCCUUUGAGGUCAAUAACUAUUUCGGCGUCGUCAGGUACAAAGCUUGAUGAUGUUGAGGACUUGAAGAAACUCUGCAGAGAGAAGGGACUCGGAGAUUUACGUGGUUGGCCUCUUAUACGUAAUGUUACGGAUAAUCCUCGUAGUAAAGAAGAAGAAGAAGAAGAAGAAGAAGAAGAAGAAGAAGAAGAGGAAGAAGAAGAAGAAGAAGAAGACUUGAAGUCACACCGCAGGAAGAAAGAAAUUGGCUGCUGUUUCUCGUGAAAGUGCAAAUGAUGUCUUUCUUUCUUUCAGCCCAAAUCUUUUUUCAUUUCUUGAGUUCGUUAUUCAUUGU